Branchiostoma belcheri (Belcher's lancelet) is the source of this 1447-nucleotide messenger RNA. Its product is annotated as serologically defined colon cancer antigen 3 homolog. Gene Ontology annotation, cellular component: recycling endosome; centrosome; early endosome. The record is from RefSeq and is a predicted model, not a curated record. The transcript has 8 exons. The coding region runs from base 12 to 1304 and encodes 430 amino acids. Gene Ontology annotation, biological process: positive regulation of protein localization to cilium; regulation of cytokinesis; positive regulation of cilium assembly. Lineage: Eukaryota; Metazoa; Chordata; Leptocardii; Amphioxiformes; Branchiostomatidae.
AGCUGACCAACAUGGCCGAAGGUAGUAGUGGGGAGGGCGAUCCAUCUGAAGAAGAAAAUCCAUUUUCUUUCCGAAAGUUCGUCGGAAAACCCGGCAGCAAGGGCCAGGAACAAAAAUCGACAAAGGCAGAGAAAACGACAGAUCAGGAAAAGGACGAUUUACUGGAUAUCUUUGCCGGACCGGCGGAGGUGAAACCGAGAGAGCAGCUGAAAGUCCAGUUGGAGGAAGAAGACGCCCCUCCUGCAAAAGGAAAAGCCAAAUCAAAAAAGGACAAGAACCCAUUUUCCUUCAAGGAAUUCUUGAGAGAGUCGGCAACAAAAGGCGCCAAGUCAAAAUCAUCACCUCAAAGAAAGAGCCCACCUGAACAACACCUUCUACCACCUGUAUCACCUCCUAAAUCCUCCACAUUCCAACAGCACACAGGAGACGAGCUUCCCCCCGUCACCUCCACGGAGCUGCCAGACUUUGUUCAGGACUACUUCCUAACAGACACUAAAACUUCCAUCCCAGAGACACACCUUCCCAGCUUCUUCUCCGAUCCAGAAGUUCCUGGAGUGUUGGAUGGAGCAGGGCCGCAGGAUGCGCAGCCAUUGGACAACGUGUUGGGAGCCGGGCGAGCCUCCGUGGAGGUACCUACGGUAGACCCUGAAGGAUCUGUGGAGCCAUCAGUACAGGAGGGUCCCAUCAACUUACCUGACUUCCUGUCAGAUGGUGCCAUGUGUAAUGGGGAGUUGGAGGAGCAGGGACAGGAAAGUACAGGUGCUGCUGCAGGUGUGGAUCACACAGUGUUUGCACAGGUGGAGAAGGACAAUGGAACAUUGAGAAGGCAGUUGGUAGAGGCCAGGAGACAAGUGCAAUCUCAGACAGAGAGAAUAUCGGAGCUGCAGCAGCAGAUGGCAGCACAGAGUAAGGCAGAAGCAGAAGAGACGGCAGCACUGGAGAGGAUGGUACAACAGGUGGAAACCAACCUGGAGGUGGCAACAAAAAGAGCUGUUACAGCUGAAGAAACAAUAGCCAAACUAAAGAAGGAGAUCAAAUCACUUCAGGCCCAAGUGAGCUCACUAUCCCAGGAGAACAAUGCUCUAAGAGCAGGAGACUCCCCCCUGACUGGUGUGAGAGAAAAGGCCAAGUCUGCAUCAGAACAGCUGUCCACUGCUGCUAAAAAUGCAGACCAGUCCAUUAGGCAACUACUCACUGGUGUGGAAACACUGAAACUAGUGUCAGAUUUGUUGGCAGACAUAGACAAAAUUACGGAGGUGAAAGAAGAGCCACCUCCACCUGAUACCCAAGGAGCAACCUCAUGAUCAUCACAGAUGUACAUGACAGAUAAUCAGAGCCUAACAGACACUUCCAUUGAAAAGCAGGCAAACAGUUUUAAAAACUUUGUAAGAUUUUAAUAACUAAUUUAAGGUGAAAUUGUAUGCAAUUGGAUGGCAAGAUAGUGAUU